UAUUUUAUUAUUACACUACUUGCAACAACCGUCACAUUGUCGUUUUUUCGGACGCUUUAGAGAUGGACGACGAUCGAAAAAUGAGUAUAAGUCAGAGUUUAGGGCGGAGCAUAAGCCGCGGUAUUAGCCAAGCCGCCGGGAGCUGGCGGAUGGACGAUGUGUUUGCUCCCGGCGGCGGUGGCAGCCACGACGGCCGUAGCAGCCGUCACUCGAUGGAAGACGAGGAGGCGCUACGGUGGGCUGCCUUGGAAAAACUACCUACGUAUAAUCGGUUACGUACGACCAUAUUUAAGUCUUAUGUUCCCGCGGAUCAACAGCAGGUUCCUACUGAACAAAUGUUGUUAGAUGUGCGAGAACUUGACCCGCAGGCUCGACAGGGCUUUAUUGAUCAGAUUUUUAAAGUUGCUGAAGAAGAUAAUGAGAUUUUUUUGAGGAAGUUUAGAGAUCGUGUUGACAAGGUUGGAAUCUCCCUUCCAACAGUAGAAGUUCGGUUUCAAAAUUUGUCGGUAGAAGCGGAUUGCCAUGUCGGAGAUAGAGCGCUUCCAACGCUGCCUAACACCGCCCGAAAUAUCAUUGAGUCUCUCCUGUCAUCCAUCGGCAUCAGUUUCUCCGAGAAAGCUAAACUUCGCAUUCUUAAAAAUAUAUCUGGAAUUAUCAAACCAGCAAGGAUGGCACUUUUGUUGGGGCCACCAUCUUCUGGUAAGACAACGCUUCUGUUGGCUUUGGCGGGAAGAUUGGAUCCGAGCUUAAGAGUUGAAGGGGAGAUAAGUUACAACGGUCAUAAACUCAACGAGUUUGAGCCUCGAAGGACAGCGGCUUACAUCAGUCAGAACGAUAUUCAUGCUGGAGAAAUGACUGUUAAGGAGACCCUUGAUUUCUCGGCAAGAUGCCAAGGCGUUGGAUCUCGUUUAGAAAUGUUAACCGAGCUUGCGAGAAGAGAAAAAGAAGCAGGGAUUAUUCCAGAAGCCGAAGUUGAUCUUUUCAUGAAGGCGACCGCCAUUGAAGGAGAUGAAAGCAGUUUGAUUACUUACUACACUCUAAGAAUAUUGGGUCUUGAUGUCUGCCGCGACACAUUCGUUGGAGACCAAAUGCGAAGAGGUAUCUCCGGGGGGCAAAAGAAACGUGUAACCACCGGAGAAAUGCUUGUUGGGCCCGCGAAAACUCUGUUUAUGGAUGAAAUAUCCACGGGUCUAGACAGUUCAACGACGUUUCAGAUAGUGAAAUGUAUGCAACAAGUCGCACACCUCAUGGAUUCCACAAUCUUCAUGUCCCUACUACAACCCGCCCCCGAGACCUUCGAUCUUUUCGAUGACAUUAUUUUACUAUCCGAGGGCCAGAUCGUGUAUCAGGGCCCACGAGAACACAUUGUCGAGUUCUUCGAGAGUUGUGGGUUUAAAUGCCCCGAAAGAAAGGGUACCGCUGAUUUUUUGCAAGAGGUGACGUCUAAAAAGGAUCAAGAGCAAUAUUGGGCAGAUAGAAACAAAGCAUAUAGAUACAUCCCAGUGAGUGAGUUCGUUGAACGGUUCAAAAGUUUCCACGUUGGGGAGAAGCUGCGACAGGAGUUAUCAGUCCUGUACGACAAAAACAACAGCCACAAAGCGGCUUUAGUGUAUAAGAAAUUCAUGGUACCCAAAAUGGAACUCCUUAAGGCCUCAUGGGACAAAGAAGUGCUACUAAUGAAAAGAAACGCUCCGGUGUUUGUUUUCAAAACGAUACAAAUCGUGUUUAUAUCGUUUAUUUGCACAACUUUGUAUCUUAGGACCACAAUGCACCACAGGAACGAAAUAGACGGGUCCCUUUACGUCGGUGAACUUUUGAACAGUAUGCUUAUUAACAUGUUUAACGGGCUUGCUGACUUGUCGCUCAUUGUGAUGAGGCUUCCCGUUGUUUACAAACAACGGGACCUCAUGUUUCACCCUCCAUGGGCUUUCACACUUCCGGCUUUCUUGCUACGUAUUCCGAUAUCCAUGAUAGAGAGCCUCAUGUGGACCGUUAUUCUCUACUGGGGCGUUGACCUUGCCCCCGACGCUGGCAGGUUCUUCAAGCAUCUCCUGCUGGUGUUUCUGAUACAGAACGUUGCAGCGGGGUUGUUUAGAUUGAUUGCGGGCGUUUGUAAAACGAUGAAUAUCGCAAACACGGGUGGAUCGGUUGUACUUCUGCUUAUAUUUUUGUUGGGUGGUUUUAUUCUACCGAAAAACUCGAUUCCAAACUGGUGGGAAUGGGCUUAUUGGGUAUCACCGUUGUCGUAUAUCUUCAAAUCCAUUACCAUCAACGAGUUCCUCGACCCUCGGUGGACCAGCCAACGAAGUUCCGAUAAUUCGACCAACUUAGGAUUCGCGGUGCUAAAGAACUUGGACAUCCCGACUACCGAAAGCUCGUACUGGAUCGGUGCCGGUGCUCUUCUUGGUUUUGUUUUUCUCUUUAACAUUCUUUUCACUGUGGCUCUCAUGUAUUUAGAAGCCCCUGGAAAACCGCAAGCAAUCAUCUCCAAGGAAGAAGCUGCAGCCAACGAGGGUCAUGCUACCGAAGGAGCCAGUUCAAAGGGACGUAAGGAAAUGCGCCAGAUUCGUUCAGCAAUUUCCGACGCUAAUGGUGCAUCCAAGAAAGGAAUGGUUCUUCCAUUUACUCCGCUCGCGAUGUCAUUCGACAACAUGAACUAUUUUGUUGACAUGCCUGGUGAAAUGCGAGAACAAGGAGUGACAGACACUAGGUUGCAAUUGCUUCGUGAUGUAACCGGUGCUUUUAGACCUGGAGUCUUGACCGCGUUGAUGGGAGUCAGUGGUGCGGGAAAGACUACUUUAAUGGACGUUUUAGCAGGACGAAAGACUGGCGGUUAUAUUGAAGGAGAUAUUAGAAUAUCCGGAUUCCCGAAAAAACAAGAAACGUUCGCUAGAAUUUCUGGAUAUUGUGAACAAACUGAUAUCCACUCGCCCACAAUCACAGUUCAUGAAUCUUUGAUCUACUCGGCCUUUCUUCGUCUCUCGAAAGAAGUUAGCAAGGAAGACAAAAUGUUAUUUGUGAGUGAAGUGAUGGAGCUAGUUGAACUAGACAAUAUCAAGGAUGCAAUAGUGGGACUUCCAGGAGUUACCGGUUUAUCAACAGAACAAAGAAAACGGUUAACAAUCGCAGUUGAGCUUGUUGCUAAUCCUUCGAUUAUUUUCAUGGAUGAACCAACUUCCGGGCUUGAUGCAAGAGCAGCAGCUAUUGUCAUGAGAGCUGUGAGAAACACUGUCGAUACAGGAAGAACCGUCGUUUGUACCAUUCAUCAACCUAGCAUUGAUAUCUUUGAAUCUUUUGAUGAGUUGUUACUAUUGAAAAGAGGAGGUCAAGUUAUCUAUUCCGGUCCACUUGGAAGACAUUCUCAACAAAUCAUCGAUUACUUUGAGGCGGUUAAUGGAGUUCCAAAGAUUCCCGAAAAAUACAAUCCGGCAACUUGGAUGUUGGAAGUUAGCUCUGGUUCUGCAGAGAUGCGGAUGGGCAUUGAUUUCGCGGAGCAUUUCAGCGCCUCGUCUUUGCAUCAGAGGAACAAGGCUUUGGUGAAGGAAUUAAGCGUACCUCCUCCGGGGGCCACUGAUCUUCACUUCGAAACACAAUAUGCUCAGUCUUCUUGGGGACAAUUCAAAUCUUGUUUAUGGAAGAUGUGGUGGAGUUACUGGCGAAAUCCUGAUUAUAACCUUGUUCGUUUCUGCUUCACGUUGCUUUGCGCGCUCAUGGUUGGGACUUUGUUUUGGAAAAUUGGCAACAAAAAGUCCAGCAGCAACGAUGUAAGCAUUGUGAUUGGAGCGAUGUACUCUGCAGUAUUUUUCGUCGGUAUUAAUAAUUCACAGACAGUGCAGCCCGUCGUAGCUACAGAAAGAACCGUAUUCUAUCGUGAAAGAGCAGCGGGGAUGUACUCUUCGUUACCAUACGCCAUGGCACAGGUGUUCGUGGAGAUACCGUAUGUAUUACUUCAAACGAUAUACUACACUGCAAUCGUAUACACCAUGGUUUCGUUUGAAUGGACCGCUGCUAAAUUCUUCUGGAUGUUCUUCAUCAACUUCUUUUCAUUUUUGUACUUCACAUACUACGGAAUGAUGACUGUUUCCAUCACACCAAAUGAGCAAGUAGCGGCUAUAUUCGCCGCUGGAUUUUACCUGCUGUUUAAUAUCUUUUCGGGAUUUUAUAUCCCACGCCCCAAAAUUCCUGGAUGGUGGAUUUGGUACUACUGGAUCUGCCCAAUGGCAUGGACUGUGUACGGGUGCAUUGUUUCGCAAUAUCAUGACGCAAAUCAUGAAAUUAUUGUGCCUGGGAUGCCAUAUAACCCAACCAUGACGGCUUACAUCAAAGACUAUUAUGGUUUUGAAUUGGAUUUCAUGGGUCCGGUUGCUGCGGUUCUUGUUGGUUUUUGUGUGUUCUUUGCCUUACUUUACGCGACCUUCCUUAGGACUCUGAACUUCCAAAUGAGAUAGAAUGAAUGUGUAAUGUUUGUUUAUAUAGUUUUUGAUACUUUGAAGAAAAGCUUUGUUUGUUUGUUUAUUUUUGUGUUCCCCGUAAAA
Helianthus annuus (common sunflower) is the source of this 4535-nucleotide messenger RNA. RefSeq names its product ABC transporter G family member 35. Gene Ontology annotation, cellular component: membrane. The coding region runs from base 63 to 4448 and encodes 1461 amino acids. Gene Ontology annotation, molecular function: ATP hydrolysis activity; ABC-type transporter activity; ATP binding. The record is from RefSeq and is a predicted model, not a curated record. The transcript is spliced from 16 exons. NCBI's taxonomy places the organism in Eukaryota, Viridiplantae, Streptophyta, Magnoliopsida, Asterales, Asteraceae.